UUCCCUGCCGCUGGGUUCCCAGAGUGCUCCGCGGCCGUGUGGAGCGAGGCCUUGUUCCCGCGUUGAGCCGCCGCCGCCGCCGCCGCCUCCUCCUUAGCUUCAGCCUCCGCGCCAGGCCCGGCCCCGCCGCGCCAUGUCGGACUACAGCACGGGAGGACCCCCGCCCGGGCCGCCGCCCCCCACCGGGGGAGGUGGGGGAGCUGGGGGAGGCCCUCCGCCGGGCCCGCCGGGCGCGGGGGACCGGGGCGGCGGCGGCCCUGGUGGCGGCGGCCCGGGCGGGGGCUCUGCCGGGGGCCCCUCGCAGCCGCCCGGCGGGGGCGGUCCGGGCACCCGCAAAGACGCGUUUGCCGACGCCGUGCAGCGGGCCCGCCAGAUCGCAGCCAAAAUUGGAGGCGAUGCCGCCACAACCGUGAAUAACAGCACUCCUGAUUUUGGUUUUGGGGGCCAAAAGAGACAGUUGGAAGAUGGAGAUCAGCCAGAAAGUAAGAAGCUGGCUUCGCAGGGAGACUCGAUCAGUUCUCAGCUCGGACCCAUCCAUCCUCCCCCACGAACUUCGAUGACAGAAGAGUACAGGGUCCCGGAUGGAAUGGUUGGCUUAAUCAUUGGUAGAGGUGGUGAACAGAUUAACAAAAUCCAACAGGACUCGGGUUGUAAAGUCCAGAUCUCCCCAGACAGCGGUGGCCUGCCUGAGCGCAGUGUGUCCCUGACGGGAGCCCCAGAGUCCGUUCAGAAAGCAAAGAUGAUGCUGGACGACAUUGUAUCGCGGGGUCGAGGGGGCCCCCCUGGCCAGUUCCAUGACAACGCCAAUGGGGGCCAGAACGGCACCGUGCAGGAGAUCAUGAUUCCUGCAGGCAAGGCUGGCCUGGUCAUCGGCAAGGGUGGGGAGACCAUCAAGCAGCUGCAGGAGCGUGCCGGGGUGAAGAUGAUCUUAAUUCAGGACGGAUCCCAGAAUACAAAUGUGGACAAACCCCUGCGGAUCAUCGGGGACCCUUACAAAGUGCAGCAAGCCUGCGAGAUGGUGAUGGACAUCCUGCGGGAACGUGACCAGGGUGGUUUUGGGGACCGGAACGAGUAUGGAUCCCGGAUCGGUGGAGGCAUUGAUGUCCCCGUGCCCAGGCAUUCUGUCGGGGUAGUCAUUGGCCGGAGUGGUGAAAUGAUCAAGAAAAUCCAGAAUGACGCAGGGGUGCGAAUUCAGUUCAAGCAAGAUGAUGGCACAGGACCCGAGAAGAUUGCUCACAUCAUGGGUCCCCCGGACAGGUGUGAGCACGCAGCCCGGAUUAUCAACGACCUCCUGCAGAGCCUGAGGAGUGGUCCCCCAGGCCCUCCAGGAGGGCCGGGCAUGCCCCCAGGAGGCCGAGGCCGGGGCCGAGGCCAAGGCAGCUGGGGCCCCCCUGGCGGGGAGAUGACCUUCUCCAUCCCCACCCACAAGUGCGGGCUGGUCAUCGGCCGAGGGGGUGAGAACGUGAAAGCCAUAAACCAGCAGACGGGCGCUUUUGUGGAGAUCUCACGGCAGCUGCCACCCAACGGGGACCCCAACUUCAAACUGUUCAUCAUCCGGGGCUCACCCCAGCAGAUUGACCACGCCAAGCAGCUCAUCGAGGAGAAGAUUGAGGGUCCACUGUGCCCCGUCGGACCAGGACCAGGGGGACCAGGCCCUGCUGGUCCCAUGGGGCCCUUCAACCCUGGCCCUUUCAAUCAGGGGCCUCCAGGGGCCCCCCCACACGCCGGUGGCCCCCCUCCUCACCAGUACCCACCUCAGGGCUGGGGCAAUACCUAUCCCCAGUGGCAGCCGCCCGCUCCUCAUGACCCAAACAAAGCUGCCGCUGCCGCCGCAGACCCCAACGCCGCCUGGGCCGCCUACUACUCGCACUACUACCAGCAGCCCCCCGGCCCGGUGCCCGGCCCCGCCCCUGCCCCUGCGGCACCGCCCGCCCAGGGCGAGCCCCCGCAGCCGCCACCCGCCGGCCAGUCGGACUACACCAAGGCCUGGGAGGAGUACUACAAGAAGAUCGGCCAGCAGCCGCAGCAGCCAGGCGCGCCCCCGCAGCAGGACUACACCAAGGCCUGGGAGGAGUACUACAAAAAGCAAGCGCAAGUGGCCACUGGAGGGGGCCCAGGCGCGCCCCCUGGCUCCCAGCCCGACUACAGCGCCGCCUGGGCCGAGUAUUACCGGCAGCAGGCCGCCUACUACGGACAGACCCCCGGGCCCGGCGGCCCGCAGCCGCCGCCCGCCCAGCAGGGACAGCAGCAGGCAAGUGGGAACUGCCACCCUCCUCCUCCUCCUUUCUCCUUCCAACCCCCGGCCACCGUGCACCCUGCCUUAGUGGGGAGCGCCGGAAACCCCUUCCCCUGCGGGGUGUGCCCUUGAUGCCGCCCCGCGGGGCCGCCGCCGAGGUCUCUGAGUGCCCAGCCCCGCCGCCACCGCCGGGAGCGCCCGGGGCGGAGGGCACCGGAGGAGGCCGCCCGCCCCGCCCGCCUCUUGUUCCUGUGUCCGCUGCCAUGAUGCUGGGGAGCACCGCCACGGAGGGACUGUGUGCUGGUGGGUAGGAGCCGGCCGCACCCAGGGCCAGGCGCCACCACGCUGCGCCCCCGGAAGUGACGUCCAUCCAUCCUCCCCACCGCGCCACUCUGGUUUUCGUUCUUCUGAUUCUCUCACUUCUCAAAGCCACGACCUCACCCGGUGUCCGAGUGACUGCGUCGUAGGGGGCCCGGCCCGGCCCAGCGAGUGAGCUGGGACCCCAGGGUCCCCGGGCCCCCACCCGCCGCCGCUCUCCGCCCGCUGCCCGCGCCGCCUCUGUGUCCUGGUCCUGUCUGUGAAGGGGGCACGACGAUCGCUGCCACCUUCCAACCUACCUCACAGGGGUGUUGUGGGGACACCGUGAUCUCUGAAUGUUGGUGUGACGCCGGGAGCCGCCCACCUGCCGCCCUUCCCCAGACAGAGGGCACCCCUCGCCAUCCGCGCCCCCCCCUCCCCCCCCCCCCGUCCCCUGUCGCCUCUGCCUCUCUCUGCUCAGCCCCAAGUCCAGCGCAGGGCGCCGGGCCGAGCCAAGGCCCGGCCCCGCCGUCCCCUGCCCUCCCAUCCCAGAGUGACCGAUUCCUCUCUCCCUCUCCGCAGGCUCAGUGAAUCGAAUGAAUGUGAAUUCUUCAUCUGUGAAAAGUCUUUACUUUGUUUUUCUCCUCCAUUUGUUCUGUCGAGGGCUUUCUGGGUUGGCUGUCCAGGAAGUGGUCCAGGGGAGGGUGACGGCCGCCAGGGGCCCGAGGUGGCGGCUCGGCCUGGCCCUCACCCUCCCACCUUCCCUUCCCAGUGCGGGCUCCACGCUGAGCCAGCCUUAGAAGAGCUGAGAAUUAGAUCUGUGCCCAGCCUCUGCAGCUUCCCAAAAGCCAGCCGAGCAGGCUAUAAACUGAUAGAGAGAGGUGUCCGUCCCCAGCCCUGGCAGCGCCCGGGCAGGACCCCGUGUCCGCCCGCCCCAGCCGCCUUCGUUUUUAAAAUAAACUUCGAAAAGGAAAAACGUAACUCUUGCUACAUUUUUUUCUGUUUUUGGUUUUGCCUUUCUCGCUCUCCUGUCCUUCCUCUCUCCCUGCGCUGGGCCCAGAACAUUCCUAGGACCAGGUGUCGGUGUGCAGGGUCCCCGCUGCUCCCCCAGCUCCCCUCCCCUCCCAGGACUGAUCUGGUCUUUAAUCUUUUCAUCUGUUCAAGACAAGAUUGAAACUGAAACAAUGAGAACAAAAAAUUGUACGGCAGUUUUUACUUUUUAUCGCUCGUUUUUAACUUCACAAAAUAAAUGAUCACAAAACCUCCCGUGUCUGCUGGGUGCCGUCCGUCUGUCUGUCCUGCCCCGCCCCGUCCCGUAGAGUUUUGAAGCAGAUGUUUGUUCUUUAUAGAUGUUGUUUAAAAAGAAAAAGCCUGGUAAUGGUGAUUGGAAAUUACUUGCUUUGUGUUGUUUUUGUUUUUGUUUUUCUAAGAAAACAAAUAUAAAAUAGUUUUCUGCA
Cavia porcellus (domestic guinea pig) is the source of this 3990-nucleotide messenger RNA. It is a transcript of the gene Khsrp, whose product is annotated as KH-type splicing regulatory protein. Bases 134 to 2368 code for a protein of 744 amino acids. Gene Ontology annotation, biological process: regulation of DNA-templated transcription. The transcript has 19 exons. Gene Ontology annotation, cellular component: nucleus; cytoplasm. Gene Ontology annotation, molecular function: mRNA binding. Lineage: Eukaryota; Metazoa; Chordata; Mammalia; Rodentia; Caviidae. The record is from RefSeq and is a predicted model, not a curated record.